AUGGAACAACGCUACCAGGAGAUGGAAGACCGUGCCAAGCGCGGGGAAGACAUCUCCCAGUUGCAGGUUCCCUUGGAGGCGGUGAAGCAGACCGUGACGGUGCCUGAAGACAAAGAUCCGAGGCUUUGGUGCUUGAAGACCUUCGGAAACGAGCAGGAGCUUUGCAUCAAGCUCAUGUGGAAGGCCUUCGAAGAACUCAAGUCCGGACAAACGGUGCCCGUCUACUCGGUCUUCCAUGUGCCGUAUGUCAAGGGCUACAUCUACCUGGAGGCACAUCGAGAGGCCGAUGUGCGCAGGUUCACGAAGGGCAUCAACGGCGUGUCCCAGUACACCGGGCUCUCCUUGGUGCCGCUGGAUCAGAUGGCCGGCGUCUUUUCGGCGGCCGUAGCGCAUGCGCAGAAGGUCAAGGUCAUUCAGCAAGGUGACUGGGUCAGGCUCAAGAGGGGCCCCUACCGCGGCGAUUUGGCACAGGUGGCGGAGAUCGAUGACGACUCUCACACCUUGAAGAUCAAACCCAGGAUGUCAGGAGGUCAAGUCGCCAAGAACAACAAGAAGAUCUUCCCGCCCAAGUGGUUUCACAAGGGGGAUGUGGAGGCAACUGGACAAGUCGUCGUGAAUGUCGAGCCGCGACGAACGAACCAGGGCUGGAAGCACUUCUAUGUCGUGGAUGGCGAGCUUUAUAGAGAUGGCUUUGUCUACAAGACCUUCAGGAGCAGUGCUUUCGUGUUCGGCAGUGAUGUGAGGCCCAACGAAUAUGAGCUGGCGGAUUGGAGAAAUGCUCCGCCCAUCUCUGAGCAGGUGCGACCACCUAGAGAUUUGCCACAGAGCAAAGAGGAAGAGGAUCGUGAACGAAUGCCUCCGCCUCCUCUCCCUGUGCGAAAAGACCGGGGCCCCAUACUGGAGGAUGGCGAACAGGUCAUCGUGCACAGUGGUGACCUGAAGAACCUCCGGGCCUCAGUCACCAAAGCCAUCUUCGGAUCGCCCACGGUGCUGAUCCGACCGCUGAACGUGGACGUCACGAGCGAGUUGUCCAUCGCGAACUCGCGGUUGUGCAAGUACUUCGAGAUUGGCGACUACGUCACCGUGAUGUCCGGCGACCAUGUGGGUGACGCUGGGCAUGUGGAGCAGGUGGAGCUGGGACCCUCUAAGACGUGGGGUUCCCAUGCCACCGCCCGCAUCCUGACCGCGGACUACAGCUCGUUCCGGGCCUCUUUGAAUGACCUGCGGCGGAGCCGGCAAAAGCCCGAGAGCCACCAAAAGGUGGGAGAAUUCCGUGUCGGACAAUUGGUGUCCUGGGCGCAUUUGAUGGGGACCAGGGACCAGGCCGGUGACCGUGCCAUGGUCCUGGGUCCAAAUGCGCGCAAGACAUAUGUAAGCCUAGCCGAGCUUCAGCCUGUGCAGCUGCCCAGAAGAUCAAUUUACAAACUUCAUAGCUGGUGCGAGGACAAGAAGCAACAUCGCUUGGUGCCGGGCUGCGUGGUGAAAGCUCCCCAGAGCUACAGCGGUGGCUUUCCAGUGACUAGCGAAGUGCUCUACAUCCACCAGGGUUGGGUCUUCUUGCGCGCCAUCGAGGGCCUCGUGGGCGAACGCGCCUACUUGGUCGCCCCGGGGGACAAAUGCGAAUACGUUUGGGACCCGGAUGACUUGCCCAAAGGCAAAGGACGAGGCAAGGGCGGGCAGAGAAUGAAGAUCAAAAUUCCCGAGAAGACGGAGGAGGAACUCUCGUCCAAGACGUCGCCUAGAGAAGGACGGUUUUUUUGGGGAUGGCAGGGUGGAGGAGAGGAGAUGGCAGGUGCUUGCAGGGUGUUCAUCUACUGA
Molecule: messenger RNA, 1818 nt
Organism: Durusdinium trenchii
Lineage: Eukaryota; Dinophyceae; Suessiales; Symbiodiniaceae
Source: the annotation of a GenBank genome assembly